Molecule: messenger RNA, 3133 nt
Organism: Bursaphelenchus okinawaensis
Lineage: Eukaryota; Metazoa; Nematoda; Chromadorea; Rhabditida; Aphelenchoididae
Source: the annotation of a GenBank genome assembly
AUGUUAAGUGUGAGUUGUUUCUAUUUUCUAUUCUUUCCAUUUUUAGGCGGUGUUUUUAAACUACAACAGCGAGAAUGAAGCUUUUUCGAGUUUCUAUAGACCUCUCGUGUUGUUCUUCAUGUUGUCAUAGACAUUUUGGCCAUUGUUUGGGACUAUUUUUAUUGCUCAUGCGGGUUGAAACACUUUUCAUCGCUUUUUAUAGUUUAAGCAAAGCUUUUCGUUUGUUUUUCGAGUGGUUUAGACUGUUGGGAAAUUGUUUUUUGUAUAACUAAGAAAGAUAUGGCCAAGCCGUUCUAGUUUUCACACUAAUCUGGUUGUUUUUAUUUGCAUAAGGAAUAUUAUAACAAGCUGUUGGUUGGAAAACAGACGUAAAGUCUUUUUUAAGCUAUAAAAGUGAUGUUUUUUGCGAUUGAAACAGUUUUUUCAAGUUAAAAUAAGCUUUCAUGUUGCAGUAGGUUAGAAAAACUAAAUUUUUUUGAUUUACAGUUAUUUUUGCAGUUAUUUUUGGUUAUAAUUAUAAAACAAUCUGCUCCACGAUAAAGUGUCUUUUUUAUAAAUUCUUUUUAUUUGUUUAUAGUUUGCUCAGAGUGGAAUAGUUUAAAUUUACACAAAACUUGCGAUUUUUGAAACGAAUUAAGGAGCGUUCGAACAAUUUUUUGUCAGACGGGACAAAAUUGUUUUAUCAAUUAGUUGCCUUCUUCACUUUUCUUUUAUAAAAUGUAGUUUUGGAAUUUUUGGUCUUGCGGCUUUGUAGGUAUGCCUGGCUCAGGCGGGCUUUUUUAUAGAUAAUUUGAUUUUUGGAUUGGAUUUGGCUGAUAAUUUCUUAGCCUGGACUGGGAUCAAAUUAUCUCUUUGCUGGACUAUCAUUAGCCGUCUUUUCUAGACUUCUGGAGGUUUUUGAAUUAAAUUUUUUAGCUCUUGAUGAGCUUGAUACUAAAAAAGUUUCUUAGCUGUUAAAGAUUGUUUGACUAAAAUUUCUUCCUUGUCCUUAAGGGGCGUUUGACUGUGUUGUUUCCCUGUCGUUAUCGCUUAUUCCCCCUUCAUGAAGCGGGUGUUGAAUUUGAAUGUUUGCAGCGUUUUCGACUUGGGUUUCGGCUGUCUGCUGCUUAUCGGCGCUCAUUUUCGAACCAAUUCGACGACUUUCCCGGGAAUCAAGCCCCGCAAAAUCCUUUUAUGGGCUAUCAGCUGGACCAGAACAGUGAAAAGAUUCAGCCACAGGACUUUGAGUGGCCUAUAUUGGUGAGUUUUUUGAAGAUUUACUAAAUUUUUGUUUUGUAAUGGGAAGGUAAAGGAAUUUUUAAUGAUUUUCGGGCUUGUCUUCUUGGUUAUAUACCAUUUUUAUAAGAUGAUAGACUCAAAAAGUAGAUUUUUUGCUUUAAAAUUUCAAAUAUCUUAAUUUUGAUACCUAAAAAUUAAAGAUUUUAAAUUUACUUUAAAAAAUAAUAAAUAAACAACAAGUUAAUGUACGUAUAUUUUCAGCAAGGCGGAUACAAACCUAAAAAUGUACUUGUGUUAUCGAAAAUCACACGAUGGGAGGUGAUAAGGAAGAAGCGGGUUGGAACCGACCCUUCCGAUGCCCAUCUGAUAGCCAAACACCAACAACAAGAAGAGUUUGUGGAAAGAAUUGUCAAGCAAUUAAGGUAAGAUAACGUUUUUUGGAGUUUUCUAUGUUUAGUUUGUGUUUUGGGGAGCGUUUGACAAAGUUUUUUUAAGUUUUGGUAUCAAAUAGAGAAGUCUUAUCAAAUUUGUUACUCUAACACAAUGUUUCUUCAGAAAUCACAAGAUAAACGUGACAAUCGUGAAGCCAAAUGAGUACACGGUGGAAAAGCUCAAAGCAGCCGACCUUAUCAUAUCAGCCGGAGGUGAUGGCACUUUCCUAACAGCAGCUAGCCGUAUUCGGAGUAAAAUACCGGUAAUUGGAAUCAAUACAGAUCCAGUUGGAUCGGAAGGACAUCUAUGUCUGACUGGCAAGGAGAAAAGAGAUGUGGCCGAGGUUAUCGAACAGUUUUUGGCCGGCAAGUUCAGGUUCUUCUAUCGGCAUCGUAUUAGAGUGACGUUGUUGAAGUAAGUGGGGCAAUUUGAAAAAAAUGAAACUUACAAAGAUAAAAACAAAUAUUAAAGCUUGAAAUUAUAAAAUAAUUUUUGAAAAUGAUAAAAAACAAAGACAAACUUUAUAUUUAUUACCCUACCCAACCUUCAGGUCCAGCACCCUAAAAAAGCUAAAACGCGACGACAGUACAGAUGGCCAAAACUCGAAAGCCAACUUCCAUUCCGACGACGAAGACGCCUCCUACAACAGAGACAUUCCAGAACCCCUACUAGCUCUAAAUGAAGUCUUUGUUGGCGAAUCACAUGCUGCCAGAGUUAGUUACCUCGAAAUCCAAAUCAACGAUGGCCCAGUCUACAAACAGAAGAACAGUGGCGUCAUCGUGUGCACGGGUACAGGAUCAACCUCAUGGAAUUACAACAUCAAUAGAAGCACGGAGAGGAGUGUAGCCGAGAUGAUAAGCUUCAUGAAGGAGCAUGGGUAUCAGGUCAAGCCUCCAAUGGAUGAAAAUUCUGUUAAAACUUUAUGUCAACGUUACAAUGAGCGAUUGAUCUUUGCUCCGGAUGAAGAAAGUAAGGACUUUGAGUGAUUUUAUUACUUGAAUUUAAAAUUUUUUUGUUACCUAAAAUUUAGUGGAAAAGGUAUAUCAAUCUAUAGACGUUUAAAGACAUCAUUUUAGCACAUAAAAUUUAUUAAAAAGACAUGUUUUCAUACCUAAAAAUAGAAAAAAUGUUUUUGUUACCUAAAAUUUAAUAAAAAAGCCAUUUUGAUAUCUAAACUUGUAUAAAACGUUCAUCUUCAUGCCCAAAAUUUAAUUUAAAGUGCAUUUUAAAAAAAAUUAAAAUAUUUUUAAUUUUAGGAAUGGAAUACAGUAUUAGAGACCCAGUUUUCAACCGCACUUUCCCUCAAAUCCCAGACCGAGGUAUAGCGACUAAAAUCAAGAUUAAGUCUAAAUGUUCCCACGCCCACCUAACCCUAGAUAGUGCCACUUCAAUCCCAUUCAAUCAUGGAGCUGAAGUCUUGAUCGAGAUUCACCCAGAAGAUGCUUUGAGGACAGCUAUGCUCGGUCCUCAUUCUACCGAGUAG